Messenger RNA from Iphiclides podalirius (scarce swallowtail), 1857 nucleotides. The record is from the annotation of a GenBank genome assembly. Lineage: Eukaryota; Metazoa; Arthropoda; Insecta; Lepidoptera; Papilionidae.
AUGCCAGUUAAUUCCGUAUCAGAAACAAAAAAAGGUGUUGAAAAAUCUAAAUUCCCACUGUCCUUAAACAGGAAUAAUGCAUCACAUUUGAACAGUGAAAAUAAACGACCAAUUAUUUUCAAAGAUAUAUCUAGCUCUUAUAAAGUGUCUGACGACAAUAAGGAGAAUAAACCAGUGAAAAGACCACCAAACAGUACAUAUUUUAAUACUUUGAAUGCAGCAAAGAAACUCAAACCAUUGACAGAAACGCCGAAACUUGCCGACUCUGAGCUGAUAAUAUUGGAACAGCCCUUUGCCAGCUCUGCCAUGUUGAAUGGCCAUCACCCCACAGAUAAUCAAUAUGGGGGAGGUACACAGUGGAAGGCCCCUAUUGCAACUCUAUCUAAUUUGGGCAACACAUGCUUUUUAAAUAGUGUUCUCUACACAUUAAGGUAUGCACCUCGGUUUCUUCACAACUUACACCACCUUGUGUCAGACUUGGCCAGUGUAGAGCAAAAAUUAGGGAGCAUAAGGUUGAAAAGCUCCUCCUUAGGGAGAAGUGCAGCAGGUCUUGCUUCAUCAGGAGCUAGGUCAUGGAGCAGUAAGGAUUUACUGUCCUUGGGACAGUCGGACAACAGCUCUGGGAAAAGUAAGAUUCAGGUUGCUACAGAGAAGCUACAUGAGACAUACCUCAACCUCCGUGCAGCAGAAAGUAAAUGCCUCAAUAGUGGUUCAGGAGACGCUAGCCCUGAGCCUUUUGCAGCUGAUGCCUUUCUCGCCGCAUUAAGAGAUGUUAACUCUACCUUUGAAGGUAAUCGACAGCAAGAUGCUCAUGAACUGUUAGUUUGUAUAUUGGAUAAUAUCAGAGAGACUUGUCGGGCAUUGAGCUCAAGAGCAUCAAGGCUGCAGAUACAUGAAAAUGGAGACAGCAACGGCUUGGGGCGUCAACCGGGCUCGGAGGUGGACGUUGGCAAACCGACGCUGGGCAACCUGCGCAAGUCGUGGAAGAAACGCAAGGAGGCGAAGGCUAGCGAGAAGCGGCACUCGCCCACCGAGGAGAGGGCCCCCUCCCCCGCAGAUCCGGAGAGGGACGAAAAGUCGCGGCCCGGCUGGGACUUCGUGGCUGACGACUUCGAAGGUACAAUGGUGGUCCGCACCAUGUGUCUGGAAUGCGAAGCGGUCACGGAGAAAGCGCAAGCCGUCUGCGAGCUGUGCGUUCCUGUCGGCGAUGACGAGGUGCCCAGCGACGAGCCAUUCCGAGCCGCUUGCCUUUCCAGCGAGUACCUGCGUGAUCAGAACAAGUACUGGUGCGAGCGCUGCCUGCGUUAUAAUGAGGCGCGGCGCAGCGUCGCCUACUCCCGGCUGCCGCGACUGCUAGUGCUGCAGCUGAAGCGCUUCAGCGGCGGCAUGGAGAAGAUAACGAGGCACGCGCCCACACCGCUGCUGAUGCCGUGCUUCUGCGAGCCGUGCGCCAAACGGCCCCCCGAUCAACAGCCCACUCACAGAUACAUCCUUUGGGCGGUGAUAAUGCACCUCGGGCAAACACUCACCGGCGGCCAUUAUGUGGCGUACGCACGCGACAGCUCGUGCGGCGACGCGAAGUGCGAGCGAGAGGGCAUCGGAGACGCCACCACCACCAACACCAGCUCCAGCUUCAUGAGGACGCUGUUCAACAGGCCUCGGCCUGCCCCCACCGGUUGCGCUGCCAGAGAUUGCUGCGUGCCGAGACCUAGGGCGGAGGCUGGCUGGCUCGCGUGCGACGACGACCUGGUCAAGCCGAUAUCCAACGAGGAGUUCGAAGAUCUUCUCUCCGCCGAGCCCAAGAUGCGGUCAGCGGCCACGCCCUACUUGCUGUUCUACGUGAAGAGCGAGGUCGGC